AUGGCUAUGGAUAUUCUUUCUAAGUUACUGGAUCGAGCGGCAAUGACAGGGGGGAUUGGUAUUCAUCCGCAGUGUGGAGAACCUCUAGUAACUCAUCUGACCUUCGCGGACGAUGUUUUAAUUUUUUUCGACGGUGCAGAAGGUUCGCUAACUGGUAUUAUGGAGGUUUUAAGCAGUUUCUAUGACACAUCAGGGCUGCAGUUAAGCCGAGCCAAAUCGAGGAUUUACUUGGAUGGGAACAAUCAGGAUCUAUUAUCUUCUUUCGCUACAAAUUUUGGCAUUGCUAUGGGUUCUCUCCCAGUCAGAUACUUGGGUCUUCUUCUUCUUCCCCAUAAGAUGAGACCUCAAGAUUAUCAACCUCUGCUUGACAAGGUUAGGGGCAAAAUCUCUUCUUGGUCAACUCGACAUCUUUCUUACGCCGGCAGAUCGCUAUCACCUCCGCUCUGUCUUCAGGAUACGRUUAAUUGGGUCCAGAAAGCUUCAAAUUCAGGGAGGGUUAAUCACAUUUGCUUGAUGGCUCUUCAAGYAGUGGUUUAUGAGAUAUGGAGGGAGAGGAACUCUCGGGUUCAUUCUAAGGUUUUUAAACCAGUGGCUACAAUUACAAAGGGGAUCAGAGUUACUAUGAGGAAAAAACUAUAUACCUUGGAUAGGCUGGAGAAGGAAGCUUCAGGUCUUACGGCGGUGGAUUCCUUCCUUUUUCUUUGGUUUCACUUCUUCGAAUUUUUCAACUCCUCUGCAACGAGUUAG
This is a messenger RNA of Arabis nemorensis, 747 nucleotides long. The record is from the annotation of a GenBank genome assembly. NCBI's taxonomy places the organism in Eukaryota, Viridiplantae, Streptophyta, Magnoliopsida, Brassicales, Brassicaceae.